Molecule: messenger RNA, 386 nt
Organism: Eufriesea mexicana
Lineage: Eukaryota; Metazoa; Arthropoda; Insecta; Hymenoptera; Apidae
Product: peroxiredoxin-5, mitochondrial-like
Exons: 2
Coding region: 73-312 (79 amino acids)
Biological process (GO): hydrogen peroxide catabolic process; cellular response to oxidative stress; cell redox homeostasis
Cellular component (GO): peroxisome; cytoplasm; mitochondrion
Molecular function (GO): thioredoxin peroxidase activity
Source: RefSeq, a predicted model, not a curated record
UUUAGGUCAACUGAUCUGAAGCUUCUAGGCUUUCAGGAAAUAAUCUGUGUGGCUGUGAAUGAUCCAUUCGUGAUGUCUGCCUGGGGAAAUGCCAAAGGAGCAAAUGAUAAGGUACGAAUGCUAGCAGAUCCCACGGGAUUAUAUACAAAGACUAUUGGAAUGGAUACAAACAUUCCGGAAUUGGGAGGAACCAGGAGUAGAAGGUAUUCCAUGACUACUGUGAAUGGUAUUGUGAAGGAGUUAUUCGUAGAUGCAUCCAAUGUAAAACUUACGUGUCUACAGACAGAUGGCGUUUCUACAUAUUGUAUUUAAUGUAUUGGGUCUAGGAAUAACAGUAUAUAUAAUUCAAUAUAUUAAAACAUUUUGCUGUUCGAUGGUCUUCAAGC